AUGGCAAAUUAUUUUGAGAGUGGAAAUAAUUUAGUCUCUGCAACUUUAAGAACUAAGUUAAAUAGCUUUGAUAUUUCUAUUCCUAAUCCAGUACGACGAUUACCCUUAUUUAUUAACCAUGCACAAUCAACUGCAUUAAAAAAAAAAUUGCAAGAUCAACUGAACGAAAAUACUGCACAAAUACAAUUAACUGCUGACUUAAAUACUGAACUUGCAAAACGACGAUUAGAACUAGAAAGGCAAAUAAAAGAGUUAGAUAAAAUUGAAUUUAAUGAAAUCCCUCAAGGAUUAGGAAGUAAUCUAAUUGACGUAGAAAAGCCAACGGCUUUUUCAACUACGUCAUCAGGCAGAGGCUCAAGACGUGAUCGUAAUACGGCAAAAGGUCAUCAAAUAGGUAUAGAGUUUGCUACGGAAAUAGGUCAAGGUUUAUUACAAGAGGUUAAGCGUCUACAAACUCUAUUACAUGAAAAAGAAGCAAUAACAAAAGGAUUAGAGGCUGAAAAAGCUGAAUUAGAACGAACCGUCGAACAACUUAAUAAAAAUUUACGAGCACAUCAAGAAUCCAAAG
This is a messenger RNA of Racocetra persica, 568 nucleotides long. The record is from the annotation of a GenBank genome assembly. NCBI's taxonomy places the organism in Eukaryota, Fungi, Glomeromycota, Glomeromycetes, Diversisporales, Gigasporaceae.